This is a messenger RNA of Magnolia sinica, 1430 nucleotides long. RefSeq lists its product as uncharacterized. NCBI's taxonomy places the organism in Eukaryota, Viridiplantae, Streptophyta, Magnoliopsida, Magnoliales, Magnoliaceae. The coding region runs from base 149 to 1312 and encodes 387 amino acids. The transcript is spliced from 2 exons. The record is from RefSeq and is a predicted model, not a curated record.
AGGGCAAUGGUAUUGGCUGUCCAAACAUAGUUUAAUCGAAAUAUUCAAGAUCUUCUUACUUCCAUGCCUUUAUAUUUCUUAGCUAACAAGAAAUAAACAAGAAGUGAAAGAUAAUACAGCUGAAGAGCCUUCGAUAGAAAUUACAAGAAUGUAUGUGACAAGGCCUCUUUCAAUCUACUCAAAAUCUACUGAAGGUGUCCUUACGCCGCCACCAGAAGGUCCCAAUUCCGGUUAUUUGGUGGUCGCCGAUGAAGAAUAUGAGGCGGAGGCGACGUGUUGUUGGGGGUUGUGUAAAGAUACUAAGAUCCGAAACCUACCUUUCCCUCAGAACAAGAUCCUGACCGUCCGCUACAUCCAGCAACAUGGUCAGAAUACGAUGGUGUACAGCGAUAAAUCAUACUUCAUCCCAGUUCUUGAUCAGCCCUUGUCUUCCAAUCGAUACUACGUCAUACAUGCAUCUGGGAAAUACAAAGGGAAUGCAUGCACAUGUUCAAAGGAGGAGGAUAUGCGCAAAUGCUGUUUUUGCAUGUGUGUCAAUGAUGUGAAGCCCAGACCCCUAGACUACAGGGAUAUGUAUCAGCAGGUAGAGAUCAUUCGCCGACGUAGUGGUCGCUUCGUCGCCAAAUCCGUUGCACCAGACGGGUUCCCUCCAUCGUUCUUGAGAAGAAAAGGGUGGGAAGUAUACACAAAAACUCCCCAUGACUUCCAACUAGGCGAGGCUCACGGCAUUGAUCUCUCUCUUCGCGCCCGUCUUCCAACAUUCGACUUCCCAAUCUCUAACAAGCAUUCUGCGAGCACUGUAGUAGGAAAGUGGUAUAUCCCUUUCAUGUUCAUUGUGGAAGAUGGUACUAGCUCAAAAGAUCAAAUAGGAAAGUCCAUGUUUUAUGAAAUGUAUCUUGAACAGAUGUGGGAUGAGAUCCACAUAUGUGAGAACCACAGCACUGAACAAAAUGCCGUGGUAGUGAACACGACUGUGCGAAGGGAGACCGCAAUGGUCUCUAGUCAGGAAGCCAUCCCACGUGUGGUUGAUGGGGUGAUGUGGUUAAGUGGUCCACCUAAUAGCAUGGGUGUGGGAUUGAGUAUGGCAGUUGUUGAUAGAAUGAAAUGGGAAGCUUGUAGAGGAGGUUGGAUUGAUGGGAAUGAGAGAGAUUUGAAGGUGGAGAGGGUGGAAGAGUUUGGAGGAGUGAAUGGAUGGAGGAAGUUUGGUUGUUAUAUGUUAGUGGAGAGGUUUGUUUUGAGAAGGAUGGAUGGGAGUUUGGUUCUAACUUAUGAUUUUAAUCACACUCAUCUGAUUCAAUCCAAAUGGGAGUAGUUUGUUUUAUAUAUGUUUCAUAUUUACUUCAGGACUCUAAAUUCCAUUAGUGUGUACUGGUGUGUUAAUGAUGUAAAAUUUAUAUGGAGAGUUGUAAGUGGUGUAUUGGAUUGUCUAA